This is a messenger RNA of Trichomycterus rosablanca, 1134 nucleotides long. It is a transcript of the gene heyl, whose product is annotated as hes related family bHLH transcription factor with YRPW motif like. The coding region runs from base 1 to 984 and encodes 327 amino acids. Gene Ontology annotation, biological process: circulatory system development; Notch signaling pathway; anterior/posterior pattern specification. The record is from RefSeq and is a predicted model, not a curated record. Gene Ontology annotation, cellular component: nucleus. NCBI's taxonomy places the organism in Eukaryota, Metazoa, Chordata, Actinopteri, Siluriformes, Trichomycteridae. The transcript has 5 exons. Gene Ontology annotation, molecular function: DNA-binding transcription factor activity, RNA polymerase II-specific; RNA polymerase II cis-regulatory region sequence-specific DNA binding; protein dimerization activity.
AUGAAGAGACCUCGUCAUUACAGCUCCCCAGAUUCAGACAUGGACGAGCUGAUUGAUGUCGGGCAGGAGGACAGUUACUGUCCUGUCACUGGGUCCAUGUCUCCCAGCAGUACUUCACAGAUCCUAGCACGAAAGAAGAGAAGAGGGAUUAUUGAAAAGAGACGCAGAGACAGAAUCAACCACAGUCUGUCUGAGCUGAGGAGGCUUGUGCCCAGUGCCUUUGAGAAACAGGGCUCAUCUAAACUAGAAAAGGCUGAAAUUCUUCAAAUGACUGUUGACCAUCUUAAAUUGUUACAUGCCAUGGGAUCAAAAGGUUAUUUUGAUGCCCGUGCGCUAGCAGUGGACUAUAGGACGCUGGGCUUUCGUGAGUGCGUGGGGGAGGUGGUGAGAUACCUCAGCUCUCUGGAGGGUGCAGAAUCUUCAGACCCCAUUGGAGCUCGUUUGGUGUCCCACCUGAGCCACUGUGCUAGUGAGCUGGAUCCGCUCCACCGAAGCUCCAACUCUCUGGCGUUCUGUCCAUGGCCAUGGGGAUCCUUUCCUCAUCCAAGUGCCUCCACCAACUCAGUCUCUUCCACCACCUUCCCUCCUGGCACCCGGCAAGACUUUGGCCCACAUGCUGCUGCAGCCCUAUUGGCCUAUCCCUCAUCUGCACUGUGUGUGGCACCUUUAGGAAAUCAGGGGGCAGUGUUAAGCCCUGCACUUUCUCCGGUGCACAGACUGCCCUCUGUCUGCUCACAUCCUCAAAGACUGGGACAGGCAUCCACAGAGGGCCCAACUGUCCCCUCACCUCUGAAUUCUGCCCCACUUCAUACUCCUAGCUCCUCCUCUCCUUCCUCUUCCUCAUGUUCAUCUUUGUCCUCUGCUUCCUCCACUAGCCAUCCUCAGGUUUCCUUCAGACCCUUUGUGCCUUUGGGUUCUGCAACCCCACUGAUUAGGGUCAAUGAGCCAGUUCAAGGUUGGGGAACAGAGAUCGGGGCCUUCUAAUUUUGCCACUGUGGUGAACUUUUUACAAAUAUGCAACACAUGCCCUGUUGGGUUUUGAAAACAAUGCCUAAAUGACCAGUAUCUGUUGGUUAUAGCUUUUACAAAUGGCAAAAUAUAAUUUUAUCCUGUCAAUGUCCAGGUGUCUAUGUU